This is a messenger RNA of Biomphalaria glabrata, 1359 nucleotides long. RefSeq lists its product as uncharacterized. Bases 279 to 1253 code for a protein of 324 amino acids. Lineage: Eukaryota; Metazoa; Mollusca; Gastropoda; Planorbidae. The transcript is spliced from 8 exons. The record is from RefSeq and is a predicted model, not a curated record.
CACAAUUUGCGCGCCGCGUUCUAUGCUGCAACAACCAAACAUUUCAACAAAAGACUUGAACACAUCGGAGUGUUUUUUAUUGGCUUGGUUUAGAGUGAAGUGUUUGUUGAUCGAAACUUACAAUCUGCACUAUAAAUAGUUCCUAUACUGUAUCAACUGUAGAGAUACUAGAUAAGUAAAUAAAUCAUUCUUUAGAUCUACACACAAUUUCAAAGUAUAGUUCCGGUGUUCAUCAGUUGUGAGCUUCUAGAAUCAAGCUGGGGUCAAACUUUGUCAGAAUGAAUAUGAAUACAGCCAAAAACAAUUUCUUAAUACUUGUUUUCUCUGCAUUUAUGGAAGGCCUUCUCAAUGCCACUGAUUAUACCAGUUGCUACGAAGUGAACCCAUACCGUGGCAGCUCCAUUGACAUGAUGUGCGGACUUCGAAACUUAAAGACAUCAUCCUGUGACAUCAAAAUAGAACUUCAGAGCGCCAUCACAAAGGAACUGCCAACAUAUCAAACUCUUGCAUUCUAUAACAUCUCCAGCGGUCAAAACAAGACGACUGAAAAUCUUCCCCUAGGAAAGCCUUGGACUCUAAAGUUUGCCUACCAGAUCUUAGAGAACGACCAGGAUACUCCAAUGUCUUACAGAAUAGUGUUAGUUAUGAAGAAUGCUAGUUGCGUGGAGUCUGGUCGCUUUAAGUGUGUGAUAGACUACAAUUGUCAAGAGACGCAAAACUUGUCUUUAAGUUUCUUUAUGACAGUUGGAGAUAUGUGUCAGAGAGACAUGGCCACGUUAAGUCCUCAAGGUUUCUUCAAUAAGACUGUAACAGUAACGUUUCAAGUUCCCAUUAUAUUUGGAGAAAUAAACGUCAGUAAGAUAAGCUUACAAAAUGAUACCUGGAGAUUUUUCUGUUCAUAUAAAGGUACGACCCCUUUCUACACCAGAUGGCACAGCAGCAUAGAGACGUCUAGUAGGGAGAACUCAUCCCUUGUCACAAGUGGCAUCUCUGUACAGAAGAGUCAAAAGGUAUCAGAACUGGGUUGGUGUAGUGUAAUUGAGUACAAAUCAACUCUGACCAUCAACUUACCAAAUGAAAAAAGGCGCAUCACUUACCAUUGUAUUAGUUUCUCCACUGACAAAAAGCCAGUGCUGAGUAAUUUCAUUACAUUGGAGCCCUCUUUCAAUAUAUCUACAGGGGAAGCAACCUCACUGACAAGUAAAACCUUUCUGUACUUUCUGAUAUUUUCUGGUAAAUUAUUACUUAUGUAAAUUUUAAAAAGUUGGAAUGUAUAAAAAAAAAUGGCGUUCGUUAUGUAAUUUACAAAAUGAGAUUUACUUUCACAUAAUAGUAUCAAUAAAUACUUAUUAACCAAAA